Sus scrofa (pig) is the source of this 1742-nucleotide messenger RNA. Lineage: Eukaryota; Metazoa; Chordata; Mammalia; Artiodactyla; Suidae. The record is from RefSeq and is a predicted model, not a curated record.
CGGGAAAGACGGUUGGAGAGGGAGGGGCGAGCGAGCGGUUACUCACUCCAUGGCUGCGGAAAGAAGAGGCGGCGGUGGCCUCAGCUGAAGAAAGACGGCAGGAGCGGAGAGCGCAGGCGCGGUUGCAGACACCGGUGGAAUUGCUUUGGGAGCCGGAGUAGCUGCUGCCACCAGAGUCUGGAGCCAUGAGCAGGUUUAAUUUUGGAGGCACGGGGGCCCCCACAGGCGGGUUUACAUUCGGCGCUGCAAAGACAGCAACGACCACACCUGCUGCGUUUUCUUUCUCUACAUCUGGCACCGGAGGGUUUAAUUUUGGGACCCCUUCCCAGCCGGCCUCGAGCACCCCUUCCACCAGCCUGUUCUCACUCACCACCCAGGCUUCAGCGACAGCGCAGGCCCCGGGAUUCAGUUUUGGAACCACAACUCCUGCCGCAGGAGGAACUGGGUUUUCCUUAGGCCUGAGCACCCCAAAGCUAAACCUGAGCAGCAGCGCAGCUGCCACCCCAGCCCCAGCACAGCCCAGCGGCUUCGGGCUGGGCGGCAGCACGCUCUCCAAUGCCGUCUCGAGCGCCGUCACAUCCGCCCAGGGCUCCACGCCCAGCGGCUUUGUGUUUGGCUCCACCACCACCUCUGCUGCUCCGUCUACCACGCCCGGGGGCUUCUCGUUCACAAGUGGAAGCACGUCCCAGACUGGGACCUCCAGCUUCAACAUCGGCUCCGUGGGGAGUUCGGCCCAACCCACAGCCCUUCCCGGGCUGCCCUUCACUCCGGCCACUCCAGUAGCCACUGGGGCGGGGGCCACACAGCCGGCUGCCCCCACACCCACCACCACCACCACCACCACUGGGCCCACGCUCUUUGCCUCACUGGCAACCACUCCAGCCUCAUCUACCACCUCGGGGCUCUCCCUUUGUGCCCCAGCAACCACAGCCGGAACGCCCGGAACAGGGAUGCUGGGCUUUAGCCUGAAGCCCCCCGGAGCAGCUUCCACCACCUCUGCAGCCACGACCACCACCGCCGCCACCGCCACCACCACAGGCUUGGCCUUGAAUCUCAAACCACUGGCACCAGCUGCCAUCCCCAGCAACACAGCGGCCUCCGGGACCGCUGCAGCCGGCCCCAGUGCGGCCACCGGCGUAUCCGCCAACCCCGCGAUGACCUACGCCCAACUGGAGAGUCUGAUCAACAAGUGGAGCCUGGAGCUGGAGGACCAGGAGCGGCACUUCCUGCAGCAGGCCACGCAGGUCAACGCCUGGGACCGCACGCUGAUCGAGAACGGGGAGAAGAUCACCACCCUCCACCGCGAGGUCGAGAAGGUGAAGCUGGACCAGAAGAGGCUGGACCAGGAGCUCGACUUCAUCCUGUCUCAGCAGAAGGAGCUGGAGGACCUGCUGAGCCCGCUGGAGGAGUCGGUCAAGGAGCAGAGCGGGACAGUGUACCUGCAGCACGCGGAUGAGGAGCGAGAGAAGACCUACAAGCUGGCCGAGAACAUCGACGCGCAGCUCAAGCGCAUGGCCCAGGACCUUAAGGACAUCAUUGAGCACCUGAACACGUCGGGGGGCCCCGCCGACACCAGCGACCCACUGCAGCAGAUCUGCAAGAUCCUCAAUGCGCACAUGGACUCCCUGCAGUGGAUCGACCAGAACUCGGCCCUGCUGCAGAGGAAGGUGGAGGAGGUGACCAAGGUGUGCGAGGGCCGGCGCAAGGAGCAGGAGCGCAGCCUCCGCAUCACCUUCGACUAA